GUCGUUCAACAUGGCGAAAUAUGUCCAGAAAGUUUUACGUAAGUUUUUUUUUGUUUUAAUGGACAAAAUUCUAUUCUAAAAUGAUAUGAUAUAUAAGUAAUUAUGUAAAUUACUGCACAUCCAUUCUUAUUUGUCUGUGCCUCCAAGUUACUGAGAUUUCUGAAGCAGUGAUCAAGCAGCAUGAAAUUCUAUGGAUGUCAUUCCCUGCAGUUUCUGCAUCCCAGUAUGAAGUUCAUAACAAACUGCCAACAGUAGAUAGAGCUAUUUUAAGCAAAGAAAUCAACAACUUCAAAGGGUUUCAAGUUUUACUUCUAUAAUGGCAAUGUUAGCAUAUCUAUUUUGCCUUUCAGACCCAAUGAGAGGCAUAUGGUUGUCUGUCCAAGUAAAAAUGCAAUUAAGACCCCAUCAAUGAGUUUCAUCUUUUAUUAUUGUGAAGGCAAGCUAUUAGCUUCGCGCCCGAUUGAGCGAGUGCAUAGGAAUGUGGUGUUCGAGAGUUCGCCGUUCAUCAUUUCACUCAUCCCAUCAUCGGCACAGCCUAAAAACCUGGUUUCGUGUAAUGGCUCACAGGAUGCGCCUAUAGAUGAAAUCAAAAGGGCUUCGUCACCUCUUCGACUUCAGCCGUUCAGCGUAGCGUGGAAAUACAGUGUAGCUGACUAACUUUUACAAAGUGGAGUGGAGCGUGGUGCUGAAUAUUUCAUCGGUACAUUUCCUUAACAUAAACCAUACGGGACUUAGACUAAUUAGUGAACGAAAAAGGGAGUCGGAAAAAUCGUCGAAGCGUUUGAUGUAACAUGCCGGCCAGCCAGCCAGUAAAUGGAAUCUUAUACGGAACGUACUGCCGCGCCAUCAGUUAACAAGUUAUUGCGUUAUUUUCGGUUUGUCGCCUAGGCUCUCCUCCCAGAAAGGCCCGGAGGGAACCUGGUGACGCAAGUCAGUGGCGUUACCAUGGAAACCGGAUUCAAACAAAUGCGUGAAAAAUCAACAGUUUCAUUUGGAUAGUAAGUAACGUUCCUACAUUACUGAGCAUGUCUUUCAAUAGCAUUAAAGAUGGCGAAUUUACGAAAACUAUUUACACAAUGAUUAAAGACGAGCGCUAUCACGACGCUAUUACGACACUUGUCACAAUUGUGGAUGCCAACCCAACGUCGAAAGCUGGAUUGUCAUUAUUGGGUUACUGCUGCUUUCACAUACAGGACUUCUCUAAUGCUGCAAGUUGCUACGAACAACUUUACAGUCUUUACAGCGAGCAAGAAGAGUACAAACUUUACUGGGCACAAUCGCUUUACGAAGCCGGGCAUUAUGGCAGCUCGUUAAAAGUUUGCAAUCAAAUCGCGGAUCCGAAAUUAAAGGGGAAGGUUUUGAAACUGGAAGCAGCUAUUCGAUUUGCGGAAGAAGAUUUAGCAGCAGCUCUGAAUAAAGUCAGCGCUUGUUUUGCAUUGAGUUCGCCCAACGAUGUCGAUACAUUAGUCAACAUGGGUUGCAUUCGAUUCAAAGAAGAAGACUAUUCAAGAGCACUGAACAAAUUCCAAGGCGCUGUGCACGUCUCGGGAUUCGAGCCGCAAUUGCUCUACAACGUCGCAAUCUGCCAUUAUAAAAUGAAAGAAUAUGCACCCGCCAUCAAGUCUAUUGCAGAUAUUAUCGAACGAGGGAUCCGGGAUCACCCUGAAUUGAGUGUAGGCAUGGCAACGGAAGGAUUGGAAGUAAGAUCAGUGGGAAACACGCUAGCUCUACACAAAAGUGCUCUUGUGGAAGCAUUCAAUCUCAAAGCCGCUACCGAAUACCAACUGAAGAAUUUUGAAGGAGCAAAGGAAGCUUUGACGGAUAUGCCUCCUCGGUUGGAAUCGGAGCUGGAUCCGGUGACGUUACACAACAUGGCGUUGCUGACGGCGGAUGCCAACCCCAGUGAAAGUUUUGACAAACUUCAAUUCCUUCUGCUACAACAAGUAGCCCAACAGCAGCAGCAACUUGAAAACCCUGAGGCGAGAUUGACGAGUGCCGGACCGUUAGUCUGUCCGCCUGAAACUUUCGCCAAUCUACUUCUUCUGUAUUGUAAAUACGAAUAUUUCGACUUGGCUGCCGAUCUGAUGGCGGAACAUGCGGAUUUAACCUAUAAGCAUCUCAGUCCCUAUGUGUUCGAUUUCCUCGAGGCGCUCAUCAUUCAGCAAACAUCGCCGGAAGAAGCUUUUGCCAAGUUUGACGCCCUUUGCGUUCGUUACGGAGAGACAGUUCGGCGGACGGGGACCAACUUGAAAGAAGCUCGGAGACAACAGCAUUCUCACGCUAUCAGUGCUGCUGGGCUUGCGCAUGAGCAAGCAUUGGAAAUUUACCUGCCCGUUUUAAUGAAUCAAGCAAAGAUUUACUGGGAUCGAGAAAACUACGUUCAAGUAGAGAAACUUUUCCGCCAGUCUGCUGAACUCUGUGGAGAUGCUGAUGUGUGGCGUUUGAACGUCGCCCAUACUUUGUUUAUGCAAGAAAACAAGUUUCGAGAGGCCACUAGUUUCUAUGAGCCACUCGUGAAACAGAACUACGACAACAUUUUGGACGUCAGUGCGGUGGUGCUUGCAAAUCUGUGCGUUUGCUACUUGGUUACGUCCCAAAAUGAGGAAGCUGAAGAACUCUUGAGAAAACUGGAGAAAGAAGAGGAGCAGAAAAGUCUUGAGAAUCCACAAUCAAAAUUCUUUCAUCUUUCGAUCGUUAACCUUGUUAUUGGGACACUGUAUUGCUCUAAAGGUAAUUACGAAUUCGGCAUUUCCCGCGUAAUUAAAAGCCUCGAGCCUUAUCAUCAGAAGCUGGGAACGGAUACUUGGUUUUACGCUAAACGAUGCCUCAUGUCACUGCUGGAGAAUAUGGCGAAGCAAGUUGUAGUGAUAAAAGACUCGAUUGUUGAUGACAUCCUGCAGUUUCUCGAUAGCUGUCAAUUUUACGGAAGAGAGGUGCAAACGAUCCUGGAAAACCCAACAGCUGUCAACUCCCAUGUUAGUAGUGCUCGAUUCACUGUAACCUACGAAGCGAGAAUAAUUAAAUGUCUCCUUCUGCAAAUCAUCCGAAACUGAGGUAACAAUGGGUAAAGUUGUAUUGUCACUUUAUCUUCCGGUUCACUGAAUUUAAAAAAAAAAAAAUGGGAGGGGAACAGAAUUGGAAACGAAAGG
Molecule: messenger RNA, 3149 nt
Organism: Daphnia pulicaria
Lineage: Eukaryota; Metazoa; Arthropoda; Branchiopoda; Diplostraca; Daphniidae
Gene: Ttc30
Product: tetratricopeptide repeat protein 30A-like
Exons: 18
Coding region: 1026-3053 (675 amino acids)
Biological process (GO): intraciliary transport
Cellular component (GO): axonemal microtubule; intraciliary transport particle B
Molecular function (GO): intraciliary transport particle B binding; protein binding
Source: RefSeq, a predicted model, not a curated record